This is a messenger RNA of Vigna umbellata (rice bean), 306 nucleotides long. NCBI's taxonomy places the organism in Eukaryota, Viridiplantae, Streptophyta, Magnoliopsida, Fabales, Fabaceae. The record is from RefSeq and is a predicted model, not a curated record.
AUGGCAAAAGGUAGUGGAAAAACUUUGGUGCAGUGGCUGGUAGCAGGAUUGUUCAUAGCCUUAUUGGGAGGUGCACAAGCUGUUGUGCUGUGUAACAUAGACUCAGAUAAACUAAACUUGUGUCGUGCUGCAGUUACUGGUCGAAACCCUCCACCACCAGAUGAAAAAUGUUGUGGAGUUAUUCGCCAAGCCAAUUUACCUUGCCUUUGCAGUUACAAGUCUAUCCUACCAGCACUUGGAAUAAACUCCAAAAAUGCUUUGGCCUUGCCGGGUAAAUGUGGUUUGAAGAAACCUCCUAAUUGCUGA